Schistosoma rodhaini is the source of this 390-nucleotide messenger RNA. Lineage: Eukaryota; Metazoa; Platyhelminthes; Trematoda; Strigeidida; Schistosomatidae. The record is from the annotation of a GenBank genome assembly.
AUGACGAGAACUGGAGACCAGGGUGAACGCGCAUUAACUGUAGUGAAGGAUACACUCGACGACAUCAAAAGUCGUCCCCAUCGUCAACAGGUUAUUAUAGGUGUAGGAUCAGGACUACUUGCGGGUUAUAUAUUCGCGAAGAUCGGCAGGGCUGCUGCUCUUCUUUUGGGUGGAAGUCUGAUUGCCUUACAAUGUGCCGUCCAGCAAGACGUUAUACAUAUCAAUUGGAGGAAAGUGGAACGUGCUGGUGACCGGAUACAGUCGAACACACCUGUCAUCUUCGAAGGCAAGCGUGCAUUGAAAAAUAAAAUUAUUAAAACAAUUGAAGAGAAUCGUGUAUUUUUCGGUUCAUUCGGUGGGGGGUUCCUAAUUGCUAUUUCAUUUGCUUAG